Molecule: messenger RNA, 4353 nt
Organism: Cheilinus undulatus (humphead wrasse)
Lineage: Eukaryota; Metazoa; Chordata; Actinopteri; Labriformes; Labridae
Product: NLR family CARD domain-containing protein 3-like
Exons: 13
Coding region: 145-3687 (1180 amino acids)
Molecular function (GO): protein binding
Source: RefSeq, a predicted model, not a curated record
GUGAGUGAGCAGUCAUCAGGUCUACUCAGAAAAGUUCUAAUGGAAACCAGACUAAUCCAGAUCAGCGACAGCACUUCUUCAUGUGUGUGGGACGGUAGCUCGGUCUGACAGAGCUCUGGGGGACAGAGGAAGACCAGUAUCAGGAUGGAGGAGCAGAGCCCAGACUCUCCUGAACCCAGCUGUGUGUCCAUGAAGAGUGACCGGUCUAAAGGUGGCUUUAUUAACUUCAAACAAUCUGCAGAUGGAAGUAUCAGGAUGGAGGAGCAGAGUCCAGACUCUCCUGAACCCAGCAGAGUAGUGGAGGCUGAACCGGUCUUUCUGGAGAGUAUCAGGAUGGAGGAGCAGAGUCCAGACUCUCCUGAACCCAGCUGUGUGUCCAUGAAGAGUGACUGGUCUAAAGGUGGCUUUAUUAACUUCAAACAAUCUGCAGAUGGAAGUAUCAGGAUGGAGGAGCAGAGUCCAGACUCUCCUGAACCCAGCUGUGUGUCCAUGAAGAGUGACCGGUCCAAAGAUGACUUUCUAAACUUCAGACAAUCUGCAGAUGGAAGAGGUCAGCUGGAAACAUCAGAGUUCUUCAAUGAUCAGUCCAAGCAGCAUCAAACAGAGCUGGACUCCAUAUUUAUGCUGCUGGAGGAGAACAUUAUCACCUUUGUGAAGAAGGAACUGAAGAGAUUUCAGAAGGCUCUGAGUCAGGAGAACCCAGAACGUCACAGUGAGGAUGAGGAGGUGUUGGUUGGUGAAGAUGAAGAGCAGAGGAGCAGCAGAGAGGCUUUUGUGAAGAUCACAGAGAACUUCCUGAGGAGAAUGAAGCAGUACGAGCUGGCUGACUGUCUGAGGAACAGAAUUUCUGCUUCAGUUUGCCAACAUAAACUCAAGUCUAACCUGAAGGAGAAGUUCCAGUGUGUGUUUGAGGGGAUGGCUAAAGCAGGAAACCCAACCCUUCUGAAUCAGAUCUACACAGAGCUCUACAUCACCGAGGGAGGGACUGGAGAGGUCAACUAUGAACACGAGGUCAGACAGAUGGAAACAACAUCCAGGAAAGCACACAGAGCAGAAACAAGCAUCAGACAAGAAGACAUCUUUAAAGCUCCACCUGGAAGAGAUGAACCAAUCAGAAGAGUGAUGACGAAGGGCAUGGCUGGCAUUGGGAAAACAGUCUUAACCCAGAAGUUCAGUCUGGACUGGGCUGAAGGCAAAGCCAACCAGGACAUCCAGUUCACAUUUCCAUUCACUUUCAGAGAGCUGAAUGUGCUGAAAGAGAAAAAGUUCAGCUUGGUGGAGCUCCUUCAUCACUUCUUUACUGAAACCAAAGAAGCAGGACUCUGCAGGUUUGAAGACUUCCAGGUGGCGUUCAUCUUUGACGGUCUGGACGAGUGUCGACUUCCUCUGGACUUCAACAAAACUCAAAUCCUAACUGAUGUCACAAAGUCCACCUCAGUGGAUGUGCUGCUGACAAACCUCAUCAGGGGGAACCUGCUUCCAUCUGCUCGCCUCUGGAUAACCACACGACCUGCAGCAGCCAAUCAGAUCCCUCCUGGGUGUGUUGACAUGGUGACAGAGGUCAGAGGGUUCACUGACCCUCAGAAGGAGGAGUACUUCAGGAAGAGAUUCAGAGAUGAGGAGCAGGCCAGCAGGAUCAUCUCCCACAUCAAGACAUCCCGAAGCCUCCACAUCAUGUGCCACAUCCCGGUCUUCUGCUGGAUCACUGCUACAGUUCUGGAGGAUCUGCUGAAGACCAGAGAGGGAGGACGGCUGCCCAAGACCCUGACUGAGAUGUUCAUCUACUUCCUGGUGGUUCAGUCCAAAGUGAAGAGCAUCAAGUAUGAUGGAGGAGCUGAGACAGAUCCACAUUGGAGUCCAGACAGCAGGAAGAUGAUGGAGUCUCUGGGAAAACUGGCUUUUGAGCAGCUGCAGAAAGGGAACCUGAUCUUCUAUGAAACAGACCUGACAGAGUGUGGCAUGGAUAUGAGAGCAGCCUCGGUGUACUCAGGAGUGUUCACACAGGUCUUCAGAGAGGAGAGAGGACUGUACCAGGACACGGUGUUCUGCUUCAUCCAUCUGAGUGUUCAGGAGUUUCUGGCUGCUCUUCAUGUCCAUCAGACCUUCAUCAACUCUGGAGUCAAUCUGAUGGAAGAAGAACAAACAGCAUCCAGAUCUACAAUGACACAGCUCUACCAGAGUGCUGUGGACCAGGCCUUACUGAGCCCAAAUGGACACCUGGACUUGUUCCUCCGCUUCCUCCUGGGUCUGUCACUGACCACCAAUCAGAAUCUCCUACGAGGUCUGCUGACACAAACAGGAAGUGACUCAGAGACCAGUCAGGAAACAGUCCAGUACAUCAAGACAAAGAUCAAUGAGGAUCUGUCUGCAGAGAAGAGCAUCAAUCUGUUCCACUGUCUGAAUGAACUGAAGGAUCGUUCUCUAGUGGAGCAGAUCCAACAGUCCCUGAGAUCAGGACGUCUCUCCAGAAAAAAUCUGUCUCCUGCUGAGUGGUCAGCUCUGGUCUUCAUCUUACUGUCAUCAGAAAAAGACCUGGAUGUGUUUGACCUGAAGAAAUACUCUGCUUCAGAGGAGGCUCUUCUGAGGCUGCUGCCAGUGGUCAAAGCCUCCAACAAAGCUCUACUGAGUGGCUGUAACCUCUCAGAGAGAAGCUGUGGAGCUCUGUCCUCAGUCCUCAGCUCCUCCAGUCUCAGAGAUCUGGACCUGAGUAACAACGACCUGCAGGAUUUAGGAAUUGAGCAACUUUGUUGUAGACUUAUCGAUCCACGGUCUAAGUUGGAGUUUCUCAGGCUGAGUGUCUGUAACCUCUCAGAGAGAAGCUGUGGAGCUCUGUCCUCAGUCCUCAGCUCCUCCAGUCUCAGAGAUCUGGACCUGAGUAACAACGACCUGCAGGAUUCAGGAGUGACGCUGCUGUCUUCUGGACUGGAGAGUCCACACUGCAGACUGGACUCUCUCAGUCUGUCUGGCUGUUUGGUCACAGAGGAAGGCUGUUCUUCUCUGGCCUCAGCUCUGAGCUCCUCCUGUCUGACAAAGCUAGACCUGAGCUACAAUCAUCCAGGAGAAGGAGGAGAGAAACUACUGUCUGCUCUACAGAAGGAUCCACACUGCAGACUGGAGACACUGAGGCUGGACCAUGGUGGACGGCACAGACUGAAACCAGGUCUAAAGAAGUACGCCUGUGAGCUGGAAGUGGACACAAACACAGUGAACAGAAGACUCAAACUGUCUGACAACAACAGGACGGUGACACGUGUGGAGGAGGAUCAGCCAUAUCCUGAUCAUCCAGACAGAUUUGACUGUCCUCAGCUGCUGUGUCGGACUGGUCUGACUGGUCGCUGUUACUGGGAGGUCGAGUGGAGAGGAGGGGUUUAUGUAUCAGUGAGUUACAGAGGAAUCAGACGGAGAGGAGACAGUGUGUUUGGACAUAAUGAUCAGUCCUGGAGUCUGAUCUGCUCUGAUGGUCGUUACCGUGUCCUUCACAAUGACAUAGUAACAAACAUCUCCUCCUCCUCUUCAUCCUCUGGUAGAGUAGGGGUGUAUCUGGACCAUCCUGCUGGCUCUCUGUCCUUCUACAGAGUCUCCUCUGACAGACUGAUCCACCUCCACACCUUCAACACCACAUUCACUGAACCGCUCUAUCCUGGGUUUAGGUUUUGGUUAUGUUCAGGUUCCUCAGUGUCUCUGUAGCUCAAACUCUGAUGUCUGAAUCCAAAGCUUAGUCAGACUACACACUAGAUGAUUUAUCAGCUCUGAUUAACCUGAUUGAUUUGAUUCAAAGCUUGUCAGUAAUUCUUUUCACUAGUUGAACUUGCAUUGGUGUAUAUGUCACUGUUUAACUGCUCAGCAGUCAUUUUGAUAUGAUCAAGUCCAUUUUAGUCUUGUUUUAGCUUCCAUACUUCUUGUUUGGUCUAACCAAGCCCACAGACACAAACAGCUGAUCAGAUACUCUGAGGUGGAAGAGCACGUAGCCUGUAGCCGAAGCUCACAUUGUAAAAUAGUGCCACACACAGCGGCUUUCUCUGUGAACAAUAACACGCUUCAAAAAUGUUUCAUACAGCGUACAAUUGAGCCAACAUUGUUGUAGGAGCCACAUUUGAGUUUUUAUUGACAUGCUUUCAUUUGACAUUGUUCAUUUUUUUCUUUCAUUUUGUGGGCGCCCACCGCAGGUGGUGAGGGCGCUGGCCUAUUAGAAUGAGCAGCUGACGCACAGCCAGGAAGAUGGGUCACAGCGCAAACUGUCAUUGAGCGCAGGCUUAGAUAGCUGUGAAUGAUUUGUAUUCAGAAACCCUAUCAAAUGAACUUUUGUUUUUCAUUCAUCUUUUUAUUUUGGUCAUAAACAAAAGCAACUUUGAA